UUCUCCAACAGUUCCCGGAAAGUGGUGCCAAGGGAAAGCGCCAAUACGCUUUCCUGCGAGUUGACUACAACACCCAGAAUGCUUUGCUUCCCUACCUUUGCGAGGUUGCGCCAGGGCACCGGCCGCUGCGCAAGCAUAAAGAGAUACACAAUUUGAGGACUUCAUUGUCCAGCAUGCAUUGCCUUCAGGAGGACUCCUUCUUCCGUCGAGGGUUGUCGAGUUCUCUGAUAGGACUCUAAGGGAACCACAGACUCCGUUACCCAGUUUCCUUUGUGCGACGGCUGUUGCGUACUUCCGGUGGAAGCGCCGAGGCGAGGGGGCGGGGUUUACCGAUCCAGUGGGCGGUAGGCGGCGCUACCGGUGUCUGGGUGCUGUCCAAAGGCGACUAGGCGUCGUUGGAGGAGUGAGCUGUGACUGGUUGUGCUGCACGUAUCGUGGGACAGAGCUUCGGACACUGUUGUCGACGUGUGGUCUCCCCUUGAUGUCGGCCCUCGAAAAAAGCAUGCACCUCGGCCGCCUACCCUCUCGCCCUCCUCUGCCCGGCAGCGGGGGCAGUCAGAGCGGAGCCAAGAUGCGGAUGGGCCCUGGACGGAAGCGGGACUUUUCCCCUGUCCCAUGGAGUCAGUACUUUGAGUCAAUGGAAGAUGUGGAAGUGGAAAAUGAAACUGGCAAGGAUACUUUUCGAGUUUACAAGAGUGGUUCCGAGGGUCCAGUCCUGCUGCUUCUCCAUGGAGGAGGCCAUUCUGCCCUUUCCUGGGCAGUGUUCACGGCAGCAAUCAUCAGUAGAGUACAGUGUAGGAUUGUAGCUCUAGAUCUCCGAAGUCAUGGAGAAACUAAAGUCAAGAAUUCUGAAGACCUGUCAGCAGAAACAAUGGCAAAAGAUGUUGGCAAUGUGGUUGAAGCCAUGUAUGGGGACCUCCCUCCUCCAGUCAUGCUGAUCGGGCACAGCAUGGGUGGUGCCAUUGCAGUGCACACAGCAUCAGCCAACCUUGUGCCAAGCCUCUUGGGCCUCUGUAUGAUUGAUGUUGUGGAAGGUACAGCCAUGGAUGCACUUAACAGCAUGCAGAAUUUUUUGCGUGGUCGGCCUAAAACCUUCAAGUCUCUGGAGAAUGCUAUUGAAUGGAGUGUGAAGAGCGGCCAGAUUCGAAACCUGGAGUCUGCCCGAGUCUCAAUGGUCGGUCAAGUCAAACAAUGUGAAGGAAUUACAAGUCCAGAAGGCUCCAAGUCCAUAGUAGAAGGAAUCAUAGAGGAGGAGGAAGAAGAUGAAGAAGGAAGUGAGUCAGUAAACAAGAGGAAAAAGGAAGAUGACAUGGAAACCAAGAAGGACCAUCCAUACACCUGGAGAAUUGAACUGGCAAAAACAGAAAAGUACUGGGAUGGCUGGUUCCGGGGCUUAUCCAAUCUCUUUCUUAGUUGUCCUAUUCCUAAACUGCUGCUUUUGGCUGGUGUUGAUAGAUUGGAUAAAGAUCUGACCAUAGGCCAGAUGCAGGGGAAGUUCCAGAUGCAGGUCUUACCGCAGUGUGGCCAUGCAGUCCAUGAGGAUGCCCCUGACAAGGUAGCUGAAGCUGUUGCCACUUUCCUGAUCCGGCACAGGUUUGCAGAGCCCAUCGGAGGAUUCCAGUGUGUGUUUCCUGGCUGUUAGUGACCUGAUGUCCACCCCCUCUCUACCUUGAGCUCUGUUGUAAAUACAUCGCACCAGAGGCCACUGUGAUGCCGCUGUCUCCUCCUCACCAUCCCACCCAGCCAUGUGACACUGGCUCCCUGUAGAGGGGCAUCCCAAGAUGUACAAACCCUUUCUGUAUACCUGUCAAAAGCAUUGUUUUCCAGGGCCCUUGUCCAACAGUGGCCUGUGUAGUCUGGGGUUCCCAGCUCUUCCCCUCCCCUGUGCUCCCUGCCUUGCCUAGGGUAAGCCACCAGAGCUGUUCCUGGGGCCCCUGUUCCUGGUAUCCGGCAAUGUACCUGGGUUCAUAUGUCUCCCCAGGCUCAGGGAUCUCCAUUCCUUGAGGAUGUUCUUGGCAUGGUCCUGCCCUACCUCAUGGAAUGGGCAAUGCACACACUGGCCCUUAUUUUUCCCUUUCAAAUAAAACACCAGUCAGGUACCUUUAUCCCAGUCUUAACUGUUCCAAGUCUGGAAGAGCCAGAGUGACCAAGGUUCCAGCCUUAGUUCAGGGAGAGGUAAUAGAUAGGAAGCAUCCCAAGAGACCUGCCUGUAAGCCAGGUCCAGCCAGUCCAAGCACAUGGCUUCCCAUCCGGGUGAGCCUACCGUCCCACUCCCACAUGCCUGGGCACCUGCCCUGGGCUGAGGCCAGCUGCUCCAAGGGUCUCACGAGCCCUCAUCUGCCACAGAGGAGCCCAGGUGAAACACAGCCCACGCACAAAACCACAGGCUAAAUCCUGUGGAAUUGUUUUUAAUGAUCGAAUUUAACCAUUUUCAUAGUUGGUUCCUGAAGGUGUGCCAAGUGCCGCUGCCUCUUCUAGACCCUCAGCUUCUCGCUCCACUUGUGGUUUCCAUGUUACUAUGUAGAAACGUCAUGGACUAGCAUCUCCAGUCUGCCCUCAUCAUAGCACUGCGGCCUCCCCCUGCUGCCCAGGCACGCCAUUUCCACGGGCAGGGAGGGGCAGCCCCCUGAAGCCCAUCUUUCUGUGACUGUCGUAGGUGACAUUUAGCCCUCUUCACCUUUCACCCAACAACUUCCUACCCCUGUCCUGCUGCACGGUCCAGAGUCUGGGACCGACUUUGUUUCUUUGUUAUUUAUGAUCCGGUUUAAAGAAAAUAAAUAUCUCCCAACCUUUA
Myodes glareolus (Bank vole) is the source of this 2794-nucleotide messenger RNA. It is a transcript of the gene Ppme1, whose product is annotated as protein phosphatase methylesterase 1. Lineage: Eukaryota; Metazoa; Chordata; Mammalia; Rodentia; Cricetidae. The record is from RefSeq and is a predicted model, not a curated record. Gene Ontology annotation, molecular function: protein methylesterase activity. Gene Ontology annotation, biological process: protein demethylation.